Triticum dicoccoides is the source of this 1228-nucleotide messenger RNA. RefSeq names its product indole-3-glycerol phosphate synthase, chloroplastic-like. Bases 56 to 1045 code for a protein of 329 amino acids. Gene Ontology annotation, biological process: L-tryptophan biosynthetic process. Lineage: Eukaryota; Viridiplantae; Streptophyta; Magnoliopsida; Poales; Poaceae. The record is from RefSeq and is a predicted model, not a curated record. The transcript has 10 exons. Gene Ontology annotation, molecular function: phosphoribosylanthranilate isomerase activity; indole-3-glycerol-phosphate synthase activity.
CCUCGCCGCCUUCCCCGCCCGCGCCCGCCCCCUCCGCUGCGGCCCCAGGGACACCAUGGAGGCGCUGGAGCGGGACGAGAUGCUGAACGCGGUGGAGCUGGAGCAGUGGGAGAGCGGCAAGUCCGAGAGCGGCAUCGCGGCCUGCCAGGGGAUCCGCAUCCGCCGCCACGGCCGCCCCGCCGCCUCCAUGGCGGAGAUCGAGGCCGAGAUGGGCGCCCCCCGCAACAUCCUCGAGAAGAUCAUCUGGGACAAGGAGAUCGAAGUGGCCCAGGGGCUUGCCAGAAAUCCUCUGAAUGAGGUGAUUGAGUCUGCAGGGAAGGCUCCUCCUACAAGAGACUUCUAUGGUGCUUUGGCAGCAGCCCACAAGCGUAAUGGGGUGCCAGCAUUGAUCGCUGAGGUCAAGAAGGCGUCACCAAGUAGGGGCGUACUCAGGGAGAACUUUGAUCCUGUUGAAAUUGCUCAAGCUUAUGAAAAGCAUGGAGCUGCAUGCUUGAGCAUCUUGACUGAUGAGAAAUACUUCCAGGGAAGUUUCGAGAAUCUUCAGAAGGUGCGCAAAGCAGGAGUUAAGUGCCCCCUUCUGUGCAAAGAGUUCGUCGUUGACAAAUGGCAGAUCUAUUAUGCCCGUACUAUGGGUGCUGAUGCAGUUCUGCUAAUUGCUGCUGUGCUAACUGAUCUCGACAUAAAAUACUUCCUUCGAAUAUGCAAGGAGUUGGGAUUGACGGCUCUUAUUGAGGUUCAUGAUGAAAGAGAGAUGGAGCGUAUCCUUGCGAUAAAUGGUGUUCAGCUUAUUGGCAUCAACAACCGUAGUCUUGAGACAUUUAUAGUGGAUACUUCGAACACGAAGACGUUGCUGGAGAAGCAUGGCAAUGCCAUCAGGGAGAAGGGAAUAUUGGUUGUUGGAGAAUCAGGGCUAUUCACCCCAGAUGAUGUUGCUUAUGUGCAGAAUGCUGGAGUCUCCGCUGUUUUGGUAGGCGAAUCCUUGGUGAAGCAAGCGGACCCUGGGCGAGCCAUCGCUGGGCUCUUCGGAAGAGAACUGGUGCACUGAAACAACUAGACCAGACUUGUUUGUGGUAGACUAGUAGUAGUAGCUGCCAGACCACCGCAUGAUGAAUAAUAAUGGUCUCCUUUUCUUUUGGCUGAGCAACAAGAUUUGAUCUUUUUUAUGCGGGAAAUAAACAUAUUCUUUAUUUAUGGGGAAUAAAUUUAUGAUCUACCAGUUGCGUGCAUA